This is a messenger RNA of Rubroshorea leprosula, 846 nucleotides long. Lineage: Eukaryota; Viridiplantae; Streptophyta; Magnoliopsida; Malvales; Dipterocarpaceae. The record is from the annotation of a GenBank genome assembly.
AAAACACAAUGAUACAAAGCAACACAGAAGGUUGCUAUUGGGUUCUGAGUACAAUGAAUGAAUAAAUCAAAAAACUGAAAAACAAUGUAGCUAACUAGAAAGUCUGUCUGUAGACAAGACUUCUAUUCCCCAAUUUGCUGCUAUUUUUCGUGGCAGAGGAGACAUUUUGAGCUUCGCAAAAUCCAGUACUUAAUCUCUAACAUCUGACAUUAUUACUUUCUCCUGCAUCUUCUCUAGUUCACUGAUAAUGGAGAAGAUAGAGUAGUAGUUGGAACCCUUGAUCUUAACCAGUGCCUUUGGCUUCCUGAUGAAAUAGCUGGAAAGAAACCAGAGGUACUAAAUCGAUGUCAAUAUUGACUUUCCUCAUGCAAUGUUUGCUUAUUUAUUUAUUUCCUGUACUUCAAGGACUCUUUUUUAUAACAUAAGUGAACUACACUAGGAAUUUAUUUCAACAGGGGUUUAGUGCUGAUUUUGCAAGAGGAUACUUGGCAAAUGUAUGUGUUGCAAAGGAGCUGCACAGAAAUGGACUGGGUUAUGAACUUGUCAAAAAGUCAAAAAUAGUUGCUGAAGAAUGGGGCAUAACUGAUCUGUAUGUUCAUGUUGCUGUCAACAAUGAGCCGGCAAAGAAACUGUACAUGAAAAGUGGUUUUGUAUAUGAGAAUGACGAGCCUGCAUGGCAAGCUAGGUUUCUGGACCGCCCACGAAGGAUUCUAUUAUGGAUUGGUCUCCCUGGUACUCUUGACUUGUAAUGUUACAUUCUACAUUCUGCUUUGAAUGCUUUGUUGAGUAAUAACACUCUUAUAACUUACCCCUAUAGAAUUUGGAUAAUGAAAUGAACUAAAACCU